Molecule: messenger RNA, 737 nt
Organism: Cynara cardunculus var. scolymus (artichoke)
Lineage: Eukaryota; Viridiplantae; Streptophyta; Magnoliopsida; Asterales; Asteraceae
Product: RING-H2 finger protein ATL57-like
Exons: 1
Coding region: 85-621 (178 amino acids)
Source: RefSeq, a predicted model, not a curated record
UGACCAUCACCACUUCACUUCCAACUCCAAACCCUUCCUCCUUUUCAACACCGUCAUCAUCCUUCAUACUUCCUGCCGACCGCCAUGAAUCGCCGGACCUUACUACAAGAAAUUGAAGACGCCUCCAGAUCCAUCGGCUCUCCCACGCCACCCUUCGCUUCCAACUCCCCUUUCGAUUCCUCCUUAGCUCUCACCAUCCUCGUCCUCCUCACUGUUCUCUUCUUCAUGGCCUUCUUCUCUCUCUACAUCCGCCGUUUCUCCAACAACAACAACAACUCCGCGGAUCCAGUCACCCGUCUCCGCCAAACUCCGUCGCAUUUCCGAUGCGAUAAACGCGGCGGACUCGAUCCCUCCGCCGUUAGAGUUCUUCCGUUGGUUCCGUACAGUGACGAAUCGAAGAUUUGGAGCGAAUGCUCAAUCUGUUUGAGUGAGUUCGAAGAUGGAGAAACGGUGAAAUUGAUCCCGUACUGUCGUCACGGUUUCCAUCCUCUGUGCAUUGACACGUGGCUUUCAUCGCACGCUUCUUGUCCUCUUUGCCGGUCGACUCGACUGUUUUCGGCCGUCGAUGAGGGAAGAGUCAGUGUCGACGGAGAUCCAACGGUGGUGACGCGACGUGAUUGAAUGCAAAUUUCGGGCCCGCGUGUUACGGUUGUGAAGAGUAAGACAAAUUUGCCGGCAAAACAUUUUUGCAGCGAAGCACGUGGGAGAGUGGCACGUGUGACGUCAUGUACAUAAAC